This is a messenger RNA of Protobothrops mucrosquamatus (brown spotted pit viper), 1776 nucleotides long. RefSeq names its product FAM20C golgi associated secretory pathway kinase (gene FAM20C). The record is from RefSeq and is a predicted model, not a curated record. The transcript has 12 exons. Gene Ontology annotation, molecular function: protein serine/threonine kinase activity. The coding region runs from base 1 to 1776 and encodes 591 amino acids. Gene Ontology annotation, biological process: protein phosphorylation. Lineage: Eukaryota; Metazoa; Chordata; Lepidosauria; Squamata; Viperidae. Gene Ontology annotation, cellular component: Golgi apparatus.
AUGAAGCUGAUCCUGGUGCGCAAAUUCCGCGUCCUCAUCCUGCUGGUCUUCCUGGUGGCGUGCACUCUGCACAUCCUCGUCGAUCUCUUGCCCAAGCUGGAGAAGCGAGCCGCGGGGGCCGAGGCCGGGGCGGCGGCGGACGCUAGUCUGGGCUGCUCCUGCUCGCACACCGCCGCCGCCCAGCCGGGCCAAGAGCGUGGCGGCCGGCCCAAGGAGCCCGACGCCGGCGCCUCGGAGGCGGCCGCUGCAGCGGCCCCGGGCUGGCCUAGCAAGCACACGCUGCGCCUCUUGCAGGAUUUCAGCAGCGAGCCCAGCUCCAACCUCAGCUCGCGCUCCGGGGAGAAAAGGCCGGGCCACGCCGAGCAGAAGCAGCCGCCGCCGCAGCAGCAGCAACAGCAACCGCCGCCACCGUCGCCGCUUCGACCCCACUCGCCGCCGUUGCUGCCGGCUUUCCGCGAGGAGGCAGAGGAAGGGGCGGCGGGGCCCGCUGGCUCUCGCCUGGCCGCCCUCUUCGCCCACCCGCUCUACCAGCUGGCCGCCCCGCCGCUGGACGAGGCCGACCUGCUGUUCAACGUCAACAGCGACCUCCGAUUCAACCCCAAGGCGGCGGAGAAUCCCGAGUGGCAAAAUGAAGCUAAUGAAGACGAGGAUUUUCUGCCCACGGGCGAAACGUCCGUCGAUUCCUACCCGAACUGGCUCAAAUUCCACAUUGGUAUUAAUCGGUACGAGCUGUAUUCCAGGCACAACCCAGCGAUUGGCACUUUGCUGCACGAUUUGGCUGCCCAGAAAAUCACCAGUGUUGCCAUGAAGUCGGGAGGCACCCAGCUCAAACUCAUCAUGACAUUCCAGAAUUACGGACAGGCCUUGUUCAAGCCAAUGAAGCAAACGAGAGAGCAGGAAACCCCUCCUGACUUUUUUUACUUUUCCGACUAUGAGAGACACAAUGCUGAGAUUGCAGCAUUUCACCUGGACAGGAUCCUAGAUUUCCGUCGCGUCCCACCAGUUGCAGGCAGACUGGUUAAUAUGACCAGAGAAAUAAGAGACGUUACUCGCGACAAGAAACUCUGGAGGACAUUUUUUAUCUCGCCAGCCAACAACAUCUGCUUCUAUGGAGAGUGCUCCUACUACUGUUCGACAGAACACGCCCUUUGUGGCAAACCGGACCAGAUCGAAGGCUCCAUGGCCGCCUUCUUGCCUGACUUGUCUUUAGCCAAGCGGAAAACCUGGAGGAACCCAUGGCGACGCUCCUACCAUAAGCGCAAGAAAGCCGAGUGGGAAGUUGAUCCGGAUUAUUGCGAAGAGGUUAAGCAAACGCCACCUUACGACCGGGGUACCAGGAUCUUGGAUAUAAUGGACAUGACCGUAUUUGAUUUUCUGAUGGGUAAUAUGGAUCGACACCAUUACGAGACCUUUGAGAAGUUUGGAAAUAAUACUUUUAUUAUCCACUUAGACAAUGGAAGAGGGUUUGGGAAAUAUUCUCACGAUGAACUGUCUAUCUUGGUGCCUUUAAAUCAAUGUUGCCGAAUACGGAAGUCCACCUACCUGCGUUUACAGCUCCUGGCUAAGGAGGAGUACAAGCUGAGCCAUCUGAUGGAAGAGUCCUUGCUGGAGGAUAAAAUUGCCCCCAUCUUGUACAAACUGCACCUCGAAGCGAUGGACCGGAGGCUCCGGAUAGUCCUCCAGGCCGUCAGGGACUGUAUAGAAAAAGAGGGCUACAACAAGGUGGUGGACAAUGACUUUGCCUCCCCUAGGAGCACCGUCACGACCGAGAGGUAG